GAUGUGUGAUCAAUGAUAAGUUCCUGUUUUUGACUCUAAGACGAGAGCAAACCACAUAUUUGAGGUUUAGACGUCAUGCUACAGAAGGCAAGCUGUGAUCAUCCACUCAUAACGUGACAUACGGUUGGUUUAGUCUAGAAACACAAAGGCAAAGACUAGACAUUAUAAACUUAUUGCAUAUUUUGCCUGCUAAAAUGUUUCUUUCGAGGUUUGAAUUAAAACAGCUAUUAGAAGACUGCUGGACACAUACUAUUAAUGUCUUCACCACUGGACAAAAAGAUGAUUUUUGGACAUCGCUUCUCUUUUUUGGAACAUGUAGUAGUUUUAGUUUUAUCCUAAGCUCCUUCUUAUUUUUGAAUCUGUUUUGCAUUUUGGACUAUGAUUUGAAAGUAGCUGUUGGGAUUACUGGAUGCUUCGGUUUUCUGAUGACUAUAGCUCUCUUCCAUUCCAAGCAAGUAAGAUGCUAUGGGACACUAUUUUUCAUCUCAAUUUUUAUGAAGAAAAGUCGCAACUUACUGCUCACGGCUGGUACAAGUUUGGUUAUUUUUCAAAACAUCCGUAACACCUUGGAAAACUUGACAGGACUGACCAGGAGUUUAAUAUGCAACUUCAGGGCCAAGAAAGACGCUAUAACAUCUCCAUUUAGCAACUAUGUGAAGAUGCUGAAAUGGAUUGGGGAGAUACUGAAAGGUGUGACAGAUCUUGGCGUUGUCAAUUUGGAUUCCAAGCUCAAAAUUACUCCAAAAGUGGAAUCUGAAGUACUUCGGGAGAGACUUGCACAAGCUGAGCAGAUGUUGAAUCAAACAGUGAGGUAUACACAAGCUGUCAUGUCCACUGUCUCAUCUGUAUCCAGCAAAAUGUUCCCAGCUAUAAGCUUCUUAAUUUUAUUGACUUUUAUAAUGCUGCAAGUACGAAAAUACUGUAAAAAUAUGAAGUACAAAAACAAGUACAUUACCAGCAAAUUUGUGGAAUAUGAUAACAAAAGAAAAGCAGAGGGGAGACCGCAUGUGCUGCCUCUUACACCAGAAGAAGAGAAGAAAUAUACAAAAGUUCAAUUUGUACGACCCACUACCAAAGAACUGAAGACAAUAUGGAAAUUCUGUGUCCCCAUAGCAACCCAUUUUGUAGCAUGGACAAUAUUUAUAACAGUAGAUGCCGUGUUUUAUUUGUUUGUGGACAUUGUGACAAGCAAGUUAUCCGAGAUGGAACCAUUUCAUAUCCCUUUGAUUAUAAGCAUCAAAAAGGUUGCAUCUCUUGUGGGGAUCCAACUCAAUGAAGAAAACCACAUGACAGAUUUCUCUUACUCCAUAACCCUGUUUGAAAAGCAGUGCCUGCCCAAACCCAAACUGCUGCUGGUGAACUCCAUAGCCCCUUUAGUGGUCAUAUUGCUGGUGCUGCUGGUUAUGGCCGUCAUGACUGGAAAACUGUCUCACCUCAGACUCAUGGUGUGUGAGAAGUUUUUCAGUACUGUGGCAGAGGAAAGAGUGGUGUACUUGCAUGCUAAAAUACUGACGAAGAGGUUGAAGACGAGGAGAGAGAAAAAACACAGUGCUGACAGGACUUUUUUACAGCUACAUUUCUGGUGUCCACUGCUCUUUAAACCAAAAGUGGAUGGAAUCAGCACAGAGAAGUUUCAGUGGAUGCUGAAAGCCCAGAACGUAUCCCCUCUGUUUUCUCUGAGCAGCAGGAGUGUCUGGCAGAUCAAAAGUCAGAGAGGAGCCAGAGAUGCUUCAUGGUCAAGGGGAGCAGAGACAUUUAGCCAUCAAAAUACAGUAAACAAAUGCAGAAAACAGAAAGAUUUGAUAGGGAUGUUUAUGUCUAAUAGCCUUUAAGGAACAGAUCAUAAACCGCCUUCUCCGUAUGAGACACAGUAUUUUUUAUGUGUUAUGUGUUAAUGAUUGUAGCCUAAAUCAUUAAGUCAAAUAUCUAUUCAUAGUUGCCAAUUGCUAUGGGUCUAUUUUAGUUAAAUGAUAAGAACUGGCAACCUACUUUUUAUUUAAUUUAUAAAAUUAUUUAUUUAUUUUUAUAAUUUAUUUUAAAUAUCUACAGUAGGAACACUAAAUGUUAUGAUUUACUGUUUAUGCUAACACAAGUUUUAAGCAUUAAUAACAAUUACUAAGAAAUGUUCAAAAUCGAAGAGAAUCGAAAAUCAGCAGUCCAAAAUUGAAAGAUGAAUGGAAUCGUGACUUAAGUGAAUCGUCCCAUCCAUA
Molecule: messenger RNA, 2210 nt
Organism: Boleophthalmus pectinirostris (great blue-spotted mudskipper)
Lineage: Eukaryota; Metazoa; Chordata; Actinopteri; Gobiiformes; Gobiidae
Product: dendritic cell-specific transmembrane protein
Exons: 5
Coding region: 195-1832 (545 amino acids)
Cellular component (GO): membrane
Source: RefSeq, a predicted model, not a curated record